CAAAUAUUUGACUCAAAUAUCAAAUAGAAAUUCAUUGCGAAUGGGUUUGAGCUCACAGCUCCUAUUAGCUAGCAUAGUAGGUCGCAUUUAAACUUAAGGUGUUAUUAGUUAGUACCACAAAUGUAUGUUAAUGCUAUCGUCGUUAAUGUAUGUUAAACUCAAACAAAUGUAUCACAUUGACCAAUGCAAAUGUUACUAUACAGUACACAUAAAUGAUACAUGCAGAUAUAUAAAAAUGGGGAAUUAUAAAUAGACGAAGGAGGAAGAGAAAAUAGUUAAUUAGGAAUAAUAGAGACAAAAAGUUUGUAAAUAAUAAUAGUGUGUACGAUCUUCUUUGAUUGAUUAGAGUAAAAAGGCUACCGAUCCAAUGCUCUGUCACUCUGUCAUAGUGUCAUAUAUCAUCAUACUUUCUGCGAAAAGCUUCCAUGUCGAUCUCUAGCUAUUAUGCAUCAUAUAUAUAUUGUUUAUUUCAAAGUUUGUCAUAUAUUAACAACCCUUUCUCAAAAAAAAAAAAGUUUGCCAUAUAUUUUGAUGUACACUCUUCACUGUCAGUACACUAGUCUAUUUUUGUUGUUGUCUACGAGUUAUAUCGAAACUCAUUAAUAUUUUUUGUUAAAACUAUAACGAUGACAACUCAUUAGACAUGCUUGCAACUGCACAAUUUAUAAAAAUGUAUGUUUCAUGAUUAACUUUUUUUUAUAAGAUUGUCUGAUGAAAAAAUAAACUGAAAAUAUACUACAUUAAUGAAACUGAAUUGUAUUUUCGAUUGCAAAUCUCUAAAAACGAGUGUAGGUCUUAUAUAUGCAGUAUAUUAGUGGUUGUUAUUAGAAAAUGACAUUUAUAACGUUACUAAAAGAAUUUGGCAAGAAUAUGCACCAUUUGGUGAGGUUGCGGUUGAUCACACACUGAAUUCUGAUCUUAUGGCACCAACGGCUCUGGUUUUACUUGUCGAGUUUUCACCUUGGGCGACUUUAGUGUGGUUUACGAAUAGCUUUGUAAUCUUGUUUUUUAGUGAUAGAAUUAUGUGGUUUAUGAGACGUUAUAUUCCGAGUUUUGGGAAGUACUUGUUUUUGCAAUGGUGAAAAAUACAAUAAUGUAUUUUAGGUUGUGUUAAAUCCGUAUGAGAAAUCAUCUAGUGAGUGUUCUAGGUUGUUGCUAAGAGGCAUUGUUGUAUAUAUGAUAAAAAUGAUGUGAUCAAAAAUUUUAUACCAAUUUAUCGAUAAAUGAAAUAGUCGAUAUUUGAAUUAAGAAAAGAAAAUUUUUUUGGCAAGAAUAAAAACAGUUUGGGUUGGAAAAAAAAAGAUGGACUGAUGUUGGUUAUGUAUACGCAUUCUCCCCGUUGCCUUUACGUUCGACAAGCUACAAAGCCCACGAGCCCCUCUCAAAAUUAAUCUAUUUUCACUUUUUUAAAUAAAACUAUAAAUAUAUGUAUGUGGAUUUCAAAAUUUUCCCGAUCUUAAUUACUUUCGUCACAGAAAUAUGUAUUAUUUCCCGCAAUAAUUUGUGUACUUUCCAAUAAUAUUACAUCUUCGAUGUAAACCUGUAAAAUAAUUCGAUUAUUAGUAGAGGAUUAAUUUAUUUAAUUUAAUAAAAAAAAGAUUUAACUGUUUUUUGCUAGUGACUAUAAGUUAACGAAAGUCCGAAACUUGCAAAAUCUUCUAUCUGCUGGAUCGAGAAGAGUGUUUAAACUUUGGAGCUCUCUCUUUAAGUCUCUCGCAUUCGAUUCGAAUCCCACCUUUGAUUUUGUUCCCGUUAGCUGCCGAAGCUUGUCUCCGUCGGUGAGUUUUGCAAUGGAGAAAGUUGCUUCUCUCCGGUAAGCACUCUACUUCCCUUAACCGGAUUGGUUUACUCUCUCCCAGUGUCGUCCGUUGCAUUCUACUGCGCUCAAUUGAACCCAAUCGAUAAGCUUUAGGGUUUCGCUUGUGGAACGGUGCCAAAGUAAAGAACUUUGUGUGAAUUGAGCUGCUUUUUCCCUCGAGAAAUGGUUCUACAUGUUAUGUUGGGUGAACUUGUAAGUUUGAAUAUGAGCAAUGGAGUUGGGGAAGGUGGAAGAAGUCAGAGCAGAGAAUCACACGGCAAGAGAAGAGAGCUUUUUCAAAGCAAUGAUUUCGCGUACGCCUUAGCGAGAAUGGCUGUGGCUCAGAUUUGCGAGAAUGUAGAGGUUAAUGUGUCUCAGAAGGGGGUUAGGUUUAGUUCUUUUCAAGAAUCUGCUCUUGAUACGCUAACCUGCGUAGCGGUUCAGUAUAUCCAGAGCAUUGGGAAGUCUGCUCAGGUUUAUGCUAACGUGGCCGGUAGAGUAGAGGGUAAUUCUCUGGACAUUGUUCAGGCAUUAGAGGAUUUGGGAUCUGGUUCUGGUGUUUCAGACGGUGAGUGUUGUCUUGGUGAUUUUGGUAUAGUCAAGGAUGUUAUUCGUUAUACAGGAGAAGAGGAGGAGGUGCCGUUUGUUUAUGAUCUUCCCCGUUUCCCGAUUAAUAAAGAGAAAAGAGGUGCUCCUAGUUUCUCUGAGGUUGGAGCAGAACCUCCAUAUGAACACAUCCCUGUUUGGCUUCCUGCAUUUCCCGAAACUAAUGUAGGCACAAUCGAAGGAAAUGGGCCAUCUUUACCGAGUAUACAGCAUUCUUUCAAUGGUGGUGGGUUAGAAGUACUCAAAUCUCCAAAGAGUGCUCGAAAUUCAACACAAGGAGAAGAAGAAAUGGAAGGUAAUCCGUUUCUUGCCGCACCUCUUCGGUUUGUAGAGAAUGAAGUGUCACCUGUGGUCCGCCUUCUGGAGCUUUCAAAUGAAGUUGUUGGCAUCAAUCACGUUUCUGAUAAGCAUACAAGCAACAACAACAGUCACAUCCCAGUUCUUGAGACAUCUACUCCAUGUGAUGAUAUCAACAACAAGAACAAAUUAUCUGAAUCAGAGGAUGGAAAGAAGAAAGGUGGUGCAAGACCACAGCAAACUUUGUUGUGUUUCAAGAUUGGGACUUUAAAGAGACCUUCGUGUUUGGCAAUAAAGGGGAGCGUCCAGGGACGUCGGUGGUUUCAAGAAGGUGAAGUCAAGAGGGAGAAGAAGUCAGAAACCGAAGAAAAUGGUGAAAGAUUUGACUUGGCAAAUCUCGGCCCAGAUGUUGUUAUAUAGGUAUUGUCAGAUGCUUUUAGCAUCCUGAGAAUAAAAAGAUGAUUGCUUGGCCUUUAACUUAGUUUAUUAUGAUUAACCAAUUCAUAUGCUCUAGCA
Messenger RNA from Brassica napus (rape), 3217 nucleotides. RefSeq lists its product as uncharacterized. Lineage: Eukaryota; Viridiplantae; Streptophyta; Magnoliopsida; Brassicales; Brassicaceae. The transcript has 2 exons. Gene Ontology annotation, cellular component: transcription factor TFIID complex. The record is from RefSeq and is a predicted model, not a curated record. Gene Ontology annotation, molecular function: protein heterodimerization activity. The coding region runs from base 1982 to 3121 and encodes 379 amino acids.